Molecule: messenger RNA, 2214 nt
Organism: Neurospora tetraspora
Lineage: Eukaryota; Fungi; Ascomycota; Sordariomycetes; Sordariales; Sordariaceae
Exons: 1
Coding region: 237-1817 (526 amino acids)
Source: RefSeq, a predicted model, not a curated record
CCAGAACAAGCAAAGGAUGAGCUUGUACGGCAAGGGUCGUGCCAUAAAGCAAGAGCCGUCCAAGGGAACGGGCAGAACAACGCAACGUGACCGACGCAUGCUGUCGAACUGGCAGCUACUGCACGUCUAACAUUUACACCACCUCAACAGGCACCGGGAAAUCCUCGCAUCCGGGCCAAAUCGCCGAGUAAAAUCCUUCCUGCCUGCAUCGGCUCAGCCCUCGCACCUUCCUCGAGAUGUCGCUCACCAAAUGGUUUAAAGGAAGCGGAAGUGGAAGGAACGAUCAGGACAGCGUGACGCUCAAGAACAGCAAGAAGAAAACAAAGAAGAGAAGCGAACAAGAAGACUACUACACUCAAGACGACAUGGAGGGCUACGUCUACGACAACAACUACCACUACCAGCCCGCCCCCGGCCUCCAGCCCCAAGGAUAUGGAUAUUCGCAACGGAUGGCAGCAAAGCCUAGGAAGCCGAGACUAGCGGCACAAGAGGGACACUUCGAUGCCGAGGAACUGACGCGUCGCCUUCUCGAUGUGCUAGCCGAGCAAAAGGCACACGAAGCCAAGAAGCAAAGGAUGAGAGAAGCUAGGACAGAUCCAGCUACUCAGUGGCAGCAACGGCAAGAAGCAGCGAUAUCUUCUUUGAACAGGGCCCCGACUGCAGCUGGCCGGACGACAGGCUUAAGAAAGCCAAGCAAGUCAUACGCCGACCACGACAUCGAAGCCGCCGAAGAACAAGAAUACCGCCAUGUACCCAACGACGCAGCCAGGGCGUUGAAUCAAACCGAUGCCGACAAAGCCAUCCGCCAACAAGACAAGCUCGACAAGCGAGCCCAGGGCGAACACCACCGACGAAGCAGCGAAAUGACCGUUGAGGUCCCCAUAGCGGAGCGUACAACGGCUCUGCCACACCAGACUCAGCCCCAGUUAGUCUUGCUGGACAACAACCGCGCCAAACAAGAACAGAUUCUUGACGAGGCAUCGCAAGGGGGCCACAAAGCCCGUGGACAAACCGAUAUCGAUAGGGCAAAGAGACGGCACAGUCUCAGCCUCGAAGGGGCGCUGUCGAGGAUCUCGGCGGCUUGGGCGUCUGGAGCCAGUGGUGGUGAACAGGACCAUACAACGGCAGUAUCAGCAUCAGCACCAGCACCAACAUCAGCAACAGCCGGGACGCAACCCGGGGCAAGUAGUAAGGAGCCCGAAUCCAUAAUCUUCCUUCAUCCACUAGCUAUUCACACCACGACCACAACGCAAGACCAGGCCACCUCCCAGCAAGAACACCAGCCAGCAGCACUACCAGCAGCAGAGAACAACAACAGACCGGCAGAAAGGGCCCUCUCCAACGCCAAGGAAAACGACGACCUAUUAGCCCUUCCCUCCCCAACAACCCAGAGCCAAAGCCAAAGCCUAAGCCAGCGCCUGCGAGGGUCAACUUCUCUCCUGAACCUGCGCAAAAAGCUCGGCAUGAAUGGCUCAUCAGGCUCCGGCUCCGGUUCCGGCUCCGGCUCUUCUGGCUCUCCCGGUUCUCCAGUGACCGCCAACAGUAGCGGCAGUAGCGGCAGUGGGUUGUUUACAGCCACGACUGGGAUUUCAGGAGGGGAGGAAGCUGCUACGUCACCGCUUACUACGGCUUCGUCUUGUGGUGCUGGUGGUCCUGGUGCGGAUAAUCUGCCACAGCCACAGCUGCGGCAGGGGUUGUUGAAGAAAACGGCGACGGGGAAGAGUCAGGAGAAGGAGAAGGAGAGGGGGAAGAUGAAUAGUAAGAAGAGUGGGUUCUUUGCUAAGCUUGGUGGAAGUGUGAAGAAGGGGAUGUUUUGAGUUGUGUUGUUUGUGUUUGUGUUUGAAGUUCAAGAUGAGGCGAUGCGGUUAUAUGGGCAAUGAUACAUGGGACGAUGGGAUAAUAAUGACGGGUCGAUAUGGAUGGCGUAGGGUGGCAACCUAGGGUAGAGAUGGCAGGCGUGUUGGGUCUAUGAACACAAACGAAUUUUGGACGGCGACGAACUUGAGAUCAAGGUUUCGGCUGACUUAUACUAUACCAUGUCUGGCGUUAAAGUUAUCUAUACACCAGCAGAUAGCGGUGACAUGGCCGGAUACGCAUUCGAAGUGCUUAUAUACAGCUGAUUUGUUAUCAAGUACAUGUAGUUUUCUGUCGUCCUAAUGUUGGACAAGGCAAGAACAAUUCCACCCACUGAGGUAUGGUUACUCAUGCCAACCC